Messenger RNA from Penicillium diatomitis, 5364 nucleotides. Its product is annotated as HECT-type E3 ubiquitin transferase UFD4. Lineage: Eukaryota; Fungi; Ascomycota; Eurotiomycetes; Eurotiales; Aspergillaceae. The transcript is spliced from 6 exons. Gene Ontology annotation, molecular function: ubiquitin protein ligase activity. The record is from RefSeq and is a predicted model, not a curated record. Bases 1 to 5364 code for a protein of 1787 amino acids. Gene Ontology annotation, cellular component: nuclear speck. Gene Ontology annotation, biological process: proteasome-mediated ubiquitin-dependent protein catabolic process; protein polyubiquitination.
AUGUCAUCCAGAACAACUCGCUCCUCUGCGAGACCUGCUACAGACUGUCCUCCCGACGCCGACGCCGACUCCAGAUCAGCUUCAACACCCGCCGCUGGCUCGGCUUCUUCCCGAAAACGCAAAGUUUCCAAUCGCCGAGACCGGCAUACCGACGCUCCAAACUUACCACCGACCCCUUCGUCACCUCGUCGUUCGAAACGACAGAAAACUGCCAGUGCACACACUGCCACAUCUGCUGCUUCCACUGCCCCCGCACCCCGUCGGUCUGCCGCAACACGCGGUCGUGCUGCCAUGUCACAGCCGGGACAAUCGUCUCGACCCACGGAGGAUUCGAAGUCAGGGGGAUCACCACCCUCGUCACGGCGAAAGUCGAACAGGAACGAUCGGCUCGCUGCAACCCAAUCACCUCCCCCAAGAAGAUCUAAGAAGCGCUCCACUCGGUCAGACCACGACACAAUUAUGCGAGAUGCGGAGGAGGAACUUGACGAGGAAGACGCCCAUGUCGAGACUGAAGAAACACCAACAGGUGAAAGUCAUGACGACACAAAUCAUUCAGCCCUUGAUGAAGAGGACUUGGAUCCUUUCUCCUCUAAUCUCUUUGGAGGUCGCGGACCAAUGGGCCUGCAGAGCACUCUUCGCGCACUGAGUGGUAUUAUGUCUGGCAUGUCUGGCCGCCUUCGUGAUAUUCUCUGUAAUCUGAGAGCUAAGGAUGACCCGUCCGUACAAUUGAUCGCUCUGCAAGAGCUUUCAGACCUGUUGCUCGUCUCGAACGAGGAUAACCUCUCUGGGCAGUUUUCUCCCGAUCCAUACGUCAAAGAAUUGGUCACCUUAAUGCAACCCGAUCAGUACGGCCAGGAAAACCCUGAAAUCAUGCUUUUAGCCUGUCGGUGCCUCGCGAAUUUGAUGGAGGCUUUGCGUGGCUCCGUCGCCAAUGUGGUCUAUGGCGGUGCUGUUCCAAUUCUGUGCCAGAAACUCCUGGAUAUCCAAUUCAUCGAUCUGGCUGAACAGGCUCUCAGUACUCUAGCGAAGAUAUCUGUCGACUUUCCCGCCUCGAUCGUGCGAGAGGGAGGUCUCACAGCCUGCUUGACUUAUCUUGACUUCUUUCCAACGAGCACUCAAAGAACAGCUGUUACGACGGCGGCAAACUGCUGCCGUAGUCUCUCUCACGACUCCUUCCCAGUCGUUCGUGAUGUGAUGGGGAUUCUGCUCAAUGUGCUUUCCAGCAAUGACCCAAAGGUCGUGGAACAGGGUUGUCUCUGUGUCUCCCGUAUUGUCGAGAGCUUCAAGUACCGGCCGGCCAACUUGGAGGAGUUGAUCGGUCCCGAGAUGCUGAAAGCUGUCCUUCGUCUCUUACUUCCCGGUACCACCAACUUGAUUGGACCCCACAUUCACACUCAAUUUCUUCGCGUCUUAGCAAUCGUAGCGAAGGCCAGCCCACAAUUGUCGAUCGAAUUAUUGAAGAUGGACGUUGUGGAUACGCUUUAUCAAAUUUUGACUGGAAUUUCGCCCCCGCAGGAUGUGGAUAGUGCGGGUGUCAAGAUGGACAGUGUGUUGGUGAUGCAGGCGUUGAUCCAUCGUCCACGAGAACAGGUCUUUGAGACCCUGAAUGUCAUCUGCGAAUUGCUGCCUGGUGUUCCCGAACGGGAAAUUUUCAAAACCGACGGCUUACUGAGGUCCUACUUUGACAACAGCCUAUCUGUCAUAGGCUUCAAGUCGUCAUUUUCGACAGAAGCCACCGAAGAGCGGCGAACUUUGCUGGAGAGUCGCAAAUCCGAGCUUAAACGAUUCGCUAUCAUUCUAUUCCCGACUUUGACCGACGCCUAUUCCAGUACUGUGAACUUGCAUGUCCGCCAAAAGGUCCUGAUUGCACACUUGAAAAUGCUCCAUAUUUUGGAGCCCCUUCUGAUUGAAGAUGCACUGCGUACGGUUCCGUACUCGUCUUUCUUGGCGUCUAUACUUUCUCAAAAAGACCAUCCCUCACUCGUCUCGCUUGCUUUACGAUGUGCCGAACUUCUGGUUCAGCGUUUGGAACAUGUCUAUCAGCACCAAUUCCACAGAGAGGGAGUCAUCUCCGAGAUCAUGAAAAUUGCGGAAACACCUUUGUCGAUCGCCCCUGGAAACGCCAGUUCUAUUCAUGAACAACCAGCUUCCAUGGGCCACGGCGAAGUCGAAGGCGCCUCUUCUGGAGGUGCUCAAGAAGUCAGGAAAACCGAUCUGGUUGGUGAUGAGGACGGUGAUGACUUCGAUGAGGACGAUGAUGAUGAUGACGAAGACCAGGAAGAUGGCUCGGACUCCGACAGCUCUUCCGUCAGCGGCCGUCGCUCAGUCGCCAAGGCGGAGACAGUGCUUGCAGACCUCGUUAUUCGAGAUGCCCAGGCAUUCCUUCGACAAUAUGAGGGUGGUCAGGGUGCGACUCUGCGGGCGGAGGCUGAGAAGAUUCUCGACGAAAUGCGGACGCUCGCAAUCGAGGUCCAAGGCUCAUACAAGUCGGGCAGCAACGAAGUUGCCAGUCUUUCCUUGUUUCAAAAGCUUGCCGCCUAUUUCGACGGGGAUGCAUUGCAAAGCAUCACGAGCUCAGAGCUGCUCAACUCGGGUAUCAUAGAUGUUCUUCUCGAUGUGCUUGCUGAUUUAAAAUCGCCUGUUUCCAUCCGGCGUGCUAGGGCAGACUUCCUGCAGGCUUUCAUGGGAACGACGAUCUCCGAGAGAGCUCAAAGCCAGACGACUGCGACUACUGCUUUCAGCAUACUGAUAAGAAAGCUACAAGACUUGCUUAGUAGGACUGAGCAUUUCGAGGUGAUUACUGUUAGUCACAACUCGCUGGAAAAUACUCGCAGCAAUGCAGCAUACAUGCUGUCAAAGCAGCUUCGUCUUAAACUGCUUGCUGAAGAGGGCUCAGAGGUUCCUCACGCCUACAAAAAUCUCAUGGUCUCUAUCCACGCCAUUGCCACAUUCAAGUCCCUAGAUGACUUCCUUCACCCGCGUAUUGCCAUGUCGGAUCGUCCUCGCCCAUCGCGGACCCGUGAUGCAAUUCUGUCUCAGCUUGCUCAAGCAGCCAGUGCCCGGAAUCACCUUGCUUCCUCAAAUGUGCAGGGGGCCCCUAGCGGGAGCCUUCCAACUCGGCCUGCACCCACAAGCGGACAAUCAGAUGACGCCAGAGCUGACCAUCAGGAGCAAACCUUCGAUCCUACUCAGGGACAACGACAGUGCGCCGAUGAGCACCAGCUCAGCGAUGAUGAGGACGAGGAAGAGGGCGUCGAUCAAAAUGCUCUUGUGGACGAUCUUGAAGAGGAAUUGGAAGAUGACCUCGGUCAAGACCCGUCAGCUGUCAACUUAGAGGUCGGGUCGUCAGGCAAGGUGACAGCCAGGAACGAAGACGGUACUCGAGUCGGAACCCCAAGUCAACCCACUUCGACUGCCAAAUCCACCUCUACAGGCCCUGGCGCAGGGUCAUCUCUCACUCCCGGCCAUGGAUCUAUUGCUACUGCAGGUCGUCCAUUCUCCUCGUACGCUGCGGCCAUGGCUUCGGUUCCUCAAGACUGGCACAUUGAGUUUUUCGUUGACGGGAAACCAGUCUCCAGCGACACGACUGUUUAUCGCGCCGUGCAUCACAAUCGCGAGCAUAACAAUGAGAAAACUAAGAAUGUAUGGUCUGCGAUUCAUACGGUCACUUACCGCCGUGUGCCGGGUCCGCCUCCGCCAGAGCCUUCAACACUGUCGCCCAGCGGUCAAGGCAAAUCUUCGGAGGACGAUGAUCUAGAAAUGCCAAUGUCCCUCAAGAGAGACGAUAUAACCGCUUCAAUCCUGCGCUUACUCCGCGUGCUCCACGAGAUGAAUGCAACGAUAGAUGACAUCUUGGUGGAUACACGAAAUCUUGUCACUAUCAGCCCCGAGCCAUUGUCACAGUUCAUCAAUACGAAGCUCACAGCCAAGGUGAAUAGGCAGCUCGAGGAACCUUUGAUUGUGGCGAGUAGCUGUCUUCCCAGCUGGAGCGAGGACCUGGGCCGUCUGUUCUCGUUCCUGUUCCCGUUCGAAACACGACACCUCUUCUUGCAGUCUACGGCCUUUGGUUAUUCUCGCGCGAUGAUGAGAUGGCACAAUUCUCAAAGCGCCGACGACAGUCGUCGCGAUUCGCGCCGCGACGAUCGACCAUUCCUUGGCCGGCUUCAGCGCCAGAAAGUGCGAAUUUCGCGUUCUCGUAUUUUGGACUCUGCUAUGAAAGUCAUGGAGCUCUACGGGUCUUCGCCAAGUGUGCUCGAGGUGGAAUAUUUCGAAGAAGUCGGGACCGGUCUAGGCCCCACGCUUGAGUUCUACUCCACCGUUUCGAAGGAGUUCUCCCGAAAGAAGCUCAAGAUCUGGCGGGAGACUGACACCAGCGCAACGGCUGAUUACGCUUUCGGAAAACGUGGUCUGUUUCCCGCGCCAAUGAGUGAAGAGCAGGCCUCUCAGGAAAGUGGCAAAAAACAGCUGGGCGUUUUCAAAGUCCUGGGAAAGUUUGUCGCGCGCUCCAUGCUUGACUCGCGAAUUAUCGAUAUCUCCUUCAAUCCGGCAUUUUUCAGAAUUGCGGACACCCUCUCCUCUGUGGCACCUUCACUGGGUACGGUGAAAUGUGUCGACGAGGAUCUCGCCAAGUCCCUUUUGAUGCUAAAACAAUUCGUUUCGGCUAAGGAGACAAUCUACAAUGACAAGACCAUGUCCACGGCCCAAAAAGCACAGGCCGUCAGCGACAUCCAGAUCGAUGGAGUACGAGUCGAGGACCUGAGUUUGGACUUCACCUUGCCCGGAUACCCCAACAUUGAACUUAUCCCAAAUGGGUCCAAUGUCCCACUCACCAUUGAGAACGUUGAUCAAUAUGUGGAGAAUGUCAUCGAUAUGACACUUGGUCGCGGUGUUCGUCAUCAAGUAGACGCUUUCCGGGCGGGUUUCUCUCAAGUCUUCCCGUUCUCGGCUUUGAGUGCAUUCACACCAAAUGAGCUUGUCAUGCUCUUCGGACAAGCAGAGGAGGAUUGGUCCAUUGAGACACUGAUGGACUCAAUCAAGGCCGAUCACGGUUUCAACAUGGAUAGUAAGAGUGUACGCAAUCUGCUGCAGACCAUGUGCGACUUGAAUUCGCAAGAGCGCCGCGAUUUCCUUCAAUUUGUGACAGGAAGUCCCAAACUCCCUAUUGGCGGCUUCAAAAGUCUCACUCCGAUUUUCACCGUCGUCUGCCGACCAAGCGAACCUCCGUACACGCCUGAUGAUUACCUCCCCAGUGUUAUGACUUGUGUGAACUAUCUCAAGUUGCCCGACUAUAGCACUCUUGAAGUUCUUAAGCGGCGAUUGUCCGUUGCCAUUAAGGAGGGUCAAGGCGCAUUCCACCUUUCCUAA